AUGGCGGACAAGGAAGAAUGGGAGAAAACUAUUGCUGAAGACUUGGUUGUCACCAAGUAUAAAAUGGCUGGUGACAUAGUUAACCGAGUUCUGAAGCAAGUAAUUGAUAAAUGCGUUGUUGGUGCCUCAGUGCGUGAAAUAUGCGAAUUUGGUGAUAGUUUAUUGACGGAAGAGACUUCUAAGGUCUUUAAGAAAGAAAAGGAAUUGAAGAAAGGAAUUGCAUUCCCAACAUGUGUAUCAGUGAACAAUUGUAUUUGUCACUUCUCACCAGUUCCCAGUGAGGCAGACUACACACUGAAGGAUGAGGAUGUGGUUAAAGUGGACCUGGGCGCACAUGUGGAUGGCUUCAUAGCAGUAGUGGCUCAUACCAUAGUUCUUGGGGCCACAAGCGAAGCUAAGGUGACUGGUAGGCGUGCGGAUGUUGUACUUGCGGCUCACUAUGCCUCACAGGCAGCCCUACGGCUCUUGAAGCCAGAAAAUGAGACAUACGCAGUGACGGAUGCAGUACAAAAAGUAUGUGAGGCUUACAAAUGCAAGCCUAUCGAAGGGAUGCUGAGCCACCAGUUGAAACAGUUUAAGAUUGAUGGCGAGAAGACGAUAAUUCAGAACCCAAAUGAUGCUCAGAAGAAAGAGCAUGAGAAAUUUGAAUUUGCAACACAUGAGGUUUAUGCUAUGGAUGUUCUUGUUAGCACAGGCGAAGGAGUGGGUCGUGAACUAGAUACUCGGGUGACCAUCUACAAGAAAACUGAUGAGGCAUACCAGUUGAAACUGAAGGCUUCUCGAAUGUUCUACAGUGAAGUAACACACAAACAUGGUUCCAUGCCUUUCAAUCUUCGAAGCUUUGAGGAUGCAAAGAAGGCCAAAAUGGCGGUUGUGGAAUGUGUGAAUCACAAAUUAAUCGAACCUUUCCAAGUACUUUAUGAGAAAUCUGGUGAAUUGGUGGCUCAUUUCAAAUUUACAGUUUUAUUGAUGCCUAAUGGUCCGCACAAGAUAACAGGCCUUCCAUUUGAGCCAGAGCUCUGCCAGUCAGAGUACACCAUCGGUGACCCAGAAUUGAAGUCAUUACUUAACACAUCAGCCAAUCCUAAGUCAGCUAAGAAGAAAAAGAAGAAGGCUGAGAAGGCAAUAGUGGGAGAGACUCCAGUUGAAGUAGAAGGAGAAGCAUAACUGAAGCAAAGAAUAAUGCAGCUUUGUCACUUUCUGAAAUAUGAACCUCAUUCCUAAACAAGUUGAUGGUAUGAAAACAGGACCCGUCACAAAGGCAGAAACAUGCAAUAACCACUGGAGGGAAGGAAUUCAAAUAUUGGUUUAGUUUGCCAUUUUCAAUAAUUCUGUUCCAAGUUGAGAGGAGCACUUUUUGGGGAAAUGGGUGGGACAUAAAGGUUUGAUUUUGAAAUUUUUGAGAAAUAGUGUUUUCACAAGAGGACCAAAACAAAUCCAAAGUGAAUUAUAGGGAACAGUGAUAUACCCAGAAUUCAUGUUUGUGGUUCUUAAGUUUACAGAACAGUGGGAUUUGCAGUGGACAUCUUUUUGCUUAAAAACAAGUCAACAUGAAUAAUUUUAUUUUAAUAUGUAACACACUUAUCUAGAAGUUUUUUAAAUACAGUUAUGGUGACCAGAACACAGGUGAAAAAAUAUUGUACUAUUUUAUUGUCUUGGGACGCAGUGCAUUAGGAUAAAUUAUGUGAUGCACUGCACAGAUCUAAAGAAAUGAGGCAUGUAUUCACUGAUAUUCCUUGCAGUGCAGUGCAUUCUGUCGUCGUAGUUAUGAAAUACUAUUAAUUCAAUAUUAACAUUUGAGGCCAUUGACUGCCAUUGUGGAUUAUUAGGAACAAAUCACUUUCGUUGUUUCUGAAGGAAAUUAAAAAUUAUGUUUUCUUUUUAUGAACAAAGUUUAUACUCCUCUGUUUCGCAUAAAUUUUUGUUGUAUUUUGUGUCUACAUAUGAUGUACUGCAAAGAUCUUUAUGGAUAUGUAACCGACUAUUCUCAUAUAGUUUUUACAGUAAUGGAGAUUGUGAGCAUAAUAUAAAACAGAGACUGGAGGUUUCUGGAUUUAUUCUGAAGAGAAUUUCCAGGAUAACUGUUUUACUUAAUAAGUGUUCAGUCUAGUGCAUAAGAAUGGAAGUAUGCAAGUAGUAAAUUUUAAAUAAUAAUGUGCUAUGACAUAUUUUGACAGUCCUUACAAGGAAUGUGCAGGUAUGAUACAUUUGUCUCUUUCUACUCUAGUUUUUUUUAGCUUUCAAGUAGAAAAAUGAAAUUUAAAUAUAAUUUGGUUUGUAAUGUUUGUGAUAGUUUAUGAAACUGUGUUGUUCCAAAAAAAAAAAAAGAAACUCUUUGGUGUAGCUUGAUGUCAUUAUGUUCUUGUAUUGGCAUCAUUGGUCUAGUUGAUGAUUGGUCUAAUAAUCUAAUAACCUUGGAAUGAGAAAGCAGAUGUUGCAUUUAUGACACAAUGAACUUCAUUUUUACAAAUUUUAGUUUAGAAGUUAUAAUACUGGAUCAAACAGUGCGUAUGUGAAAACUCUGUAUUGUCCUCAGUGCACAGUGAAAUACACCAGCUAGCUAAAGUGCAAGUCGUGUUUGAAUGUGUGUAGUUGAGGAGUGUACAUUGUUAAGUUUUCUAUGAGAUUUUCAGUAUUGCGUUUACGCAUCCCCCAUUCGCUGGCUGACACCAUAAUGUUGCAGGGUCUUUCUUGAGCUUGUAGGCAGUUGGUCAAUAAAUUCCCUGCUUAUACAAAACCU
Messenger RNA from Zootermopsis nevadensis, 2740 nucleotides. Its product is annotated as proliferation-associated protein 2G4. NCBI's taxonomy places the organism in Eukaryota, Metazoa, Arthropoda, Insecta, Blattodea, Termopsidae. The record is from RefSeq and is a predicted model, not a curated record.